Molecule: messenger RNA, 1758 nt
Organism: Volvox carteri f. nagariensis
Lineage: Eukaryota; Viridiplantae; Chlorophyta; Chlorophyceae; Chlamydomonadales; Volvocaceae
Exons: 11
Coding region: 1-1758 (585 amino acids)
Biological process (GO): cytochrome b6f complex assembly
Source: RefSeq, a predicted model, not a curated record
AUGACGGAGCGUUUGGUUUUGCUCCUAUCCUGCUGGCUGAUGGUUAUCUUGGGAUGCCUACGUACGACUGCCAGCGCCGAGCGCAGUCUUCUCCAGGCUUACCUAGAGACAUUUCCGCCUUACGGCUGCAACCGCGACCCGCAGCAGUCCCGCUUCCGCCUCGACCCGAUCUACACCGUCAGCGGCAACCGCGUGUGCAUGACUGCCCGCGUGGUGGACUGCGCCAAGCCGGGUUCGGACUGUUGUGACCCCAAGAUUGACUUUUACAAGAUCGAGCUGGACGUGAACAAGCAGUGCAAAGGCGCCGUGACGGGGGUCACGGUCAAUGGAAAACCGGCCCUAGCACCCACAUUCGACCCCUACGCCACCAACGAUACAAAGGCAGUAAUCAAGCUUACGGGCCUGAAUCUUGACCUGACGACUGCGGACGGCGCUGUGGUGUGCAUGACGCUGGGCGGCUCGUGUCCCUCCAUGGAGACACUCUGUGCGGAGGGCAACGGCUUCUGCAAGCCCCCCAGUCCGCUGCCACCCAGCCCUUCUCCACCAAGCCCUCGCCCUCCCAGCCCCCGCCCACCCAGCCCUUCACCACCGCCUCCACCGCCGCCGCCACCCCCGCCGCCGCCGUCACCACCACCUCCGCUCGCUCCCUUCACUCCUGUGAAGAUUCGGUCGCCGUUUCCAUUCUGCGCUUGCAAUCGCACCCUGCCUGGUCUGGUCCCCUUCAACUUCGACAAGACACCGUCGCUCAGCCUGAACGGAGGCAACCGCCGGUACUGCCUGACACUCCGUACAGUGCCGUGCGCGGACCCUAGCAGCCCCUGUUGCGACCAGGCGCUCUCCAAAGUGGAAUGGUGGUCCAGGGAGAGCUGUCGAGGGUCCGUACGGGCCGUGUACCUAGACGGGAUCAAGAUAGACUCGCAGUGGGGCGUCAAUGGGACGUUCAAGAUCCCCCAGCUGAACAUGGCCCCCAGCUCGGUUCCCCUCCAGGGCCGGCAGAUCGUGCCAUGCCUCGCAGACUCUGCAUGCGUGGAAGUGCCGUACUGUAUGCGGCUGGAAGCGGACUUGCCCAACCGCACCAUGCUGGUGGAUGCAGCUGGUAUGGAGCGGAUCUUCGUCUGCAAGGACUGCGAGACUGCGCUUUUGGGCGGACUUGGCGACGAGGACAUCGACGUGGCCGUGUUCCGUUUCACGCUGGGCAUUCCCGGAUUCGAUGACCGACUGAUUCCUCGCGUUGUGGGGUCUGCGCUUGGGGCGUUGUUGCUGGUGAACCACCUCGCAGGGGCGCAGCCCACGCCUGACGCGCAGCUGAGGUCGGAAUGGUUAGGAGCGUUGUUGGCGACGUUAAGUUUCUUCGUGCCUGACAUUGAGGAGCGCCUGAGGGAAGCCAUGCCGGGCCGCGGCCGCCAGAAGACCGCGGAGAACAUCGAGGGGGCCACGAACUGUUUCUUCCUCGACCCCAAUCUGCCUGAAGCCACCAAGAAGGACCUGGCAGCCCAUGGCGGUGACGAACUGGGCAAGGUCGCCUCCGGGGGCAUGCCGCAACUAUGGCUGCCGGAACGAUCUGGUUUCGGCUCCGCGGAGUUGCAGGCAAUGGCGGGGCUACCCGCGGGCGCGCAGUGUCUUCUGGCGCAGCACAUCGGCGGCUCGGCAGGGCAGUCGGGGGUGCUGCUCGUGUUUUCGGAGCGACCCAGGGCGUUUACGGAACGUGAGCGAGAGUGGGUCGCAGCGGUGGCAGACAAACUGGCCGCCUUUUUAUGA